Messenger RNA from Amphibalanus amphitrite, 2748 nucleotides. RefSeq lists its product as uncharacterized. The transcript has 8 exons. Lineage: Eukaryota; Metazoa; Arthropoda; Thecostraca; Balanomorpha; Balanidae. The record is from RefSeq and is a predicted model, not a curated record. The coding region runs from base 564 to 2474 and encodes 636 amino acids.
GGGUCGACUUGCUGGCCGUGGCCCGGCAAGUCCGCAAUCUGGCCCACUUCGACAACUCAUUGCAGACGGGUCCAGUGGCCGAUUUAGUAGAGUUGGCUUUAGGCUUGCCCAAAUAUUAUUUUGAAGUGCAUAAGUGCAAUUUAUGCACUUAUGUAAUAGGUAUGCAUGCUUACACACCUAGCCGGAGAGCUGCGCUUGGCAACCCUGAAAGUUGAAACAACCCGAAGUCACCUGACAGCUCUAGGCUUGGUUUGCACUCUAAACUCUGCAAUCAUGGGCCGUGCAGGCCAACAGUUCUACAGCUAGACCCUAUGAGCUCUACAGCGACACGUCAGCUGAGUCCGGUGGGGGCCGUGGGCUCGGACACGCUGCGCUGACACCUACCAUUUCUUGCUAACGGAGUGCAGCGGCAAGCACUGCGAACGAACCGGGUUGGGGCCGGUGGCGGUGCGGCCAGGCUGACCGGCUCGACAGAAGGUCGGCCGCUGUCAAACCGAUGGUGCAGCCGAGCGUCGGGUGCCGGGCGCGGUCCCUGCCGAGCACACGAGGCGCCUACAGCGACCAUGACAGCCCGACUGCUGCUAAUUGCCAUCACUGCCGCCGCCACAGCCGUUGCUGCGCAGGCUGCGCCGACAGCGAGCAUCUCCCACCAUCCCUCCAACCAGACCGAGGACCACCACACCACUGAGCGUGCCAGGAAGUUGACGACCAUUGACCGCAUCGGCUGGAACGACCACGUCACGCGCACUCUCGGCGGUGUCUUAUCGCGCACAGCGGCCGGCGGGGUCGACAAGCCUCCGGCCACCCACAGCGCGCACAGCUUCCUCGCGUGCAACGCGACGUCGAAUGACUCCACUCGGCAGGCCGCAACGGCUGGGGGCGCCGGCGGAGAGAAUGCCACUGCCGGGGGCGACUGCGGUGUCUCUCCUCACCCGCCCCUGGACGGCAUCAGCAGUAACAAGUUUCACAGCACAGCGCGCGAGCACCUCCGCUCCAAAAAUAUCUCACACAAGGCAGCUCCGAAGAAUCGGACAAUAUGCAAGCCGGACGACAGUCGCGAAGUCUGCCUUAUCGUACGGAACCAGACGGGAGCAGCGCCUGAGAUCAACGUCUCUCUGCAGAAGAACGACACAGAUCGCGAGCGGGUGGACCGAAUCCACAACGUGACCCUGUUGGAUCGGAGCACCACGCGAGAGGUGCAGGGCGGCUCUGACCCGAGACUGGCCCGCCUGAGGGAGACCCAGGACACCGACGACAGGCUGCGGAGGAGCACCAAUACCUCCGGCACAGAGCGCCGCGUCGGCGUCACAGUCUCCAUUGGUAAUCACCCAGAUAUUGUAAUUGGUGCCAGCCAUGCUACAAGAGACACAAACAUCAAACAAAACAGAGAAACCCAGCAAGAUAAAACCAACAAUACCGAGCUAUACAAAAAUGACGGGAGCCGAAAUGAGAGCGAGAGUCAGCGCCGACUCCGUAAAUCGCGCGGCAGCGUCAGUCUGCAGGAGACCAGCAAGACGUUCAACUAUACAUUCGACAAACGAAACAAUCCGAAUGUGAAUGGCGGUCCAGCGGGCAUCUUGCAGGUCGGCGCAGAGGCACAAAAACGCCGAGGAAAUAAUACCAAUACCACCCAGCUUCGUAAUCACGAAGCAUAUAGCAAGCACGGCAUAAAAGGCGACAGCGGAGGCAUACACACCUAUAAGUACAACAAAGACAAGAAAGAAUGUGGAAGUAAGCAUCACAAGGAUUAUGGGCAUCCGGUCGUUUCUAAGUUACACCACUCGUUGCACCCGAUUGCGACGCCUCCCACAGCCGCUCCGGAGUCGCUCACAAAAUACCCGAGAAAGGUACACUCACCAUUUGGGCAUUGGGUUCACGGUCACCACCCGUACGAGCACGGUCCUCCUAGGACCACCAGAAGACCACGGACCAUCCUAACGCCGCCGCUGGGACCAACUACACAGAGACCAUUCUCCGGCACUGGUGACGAAGCUCCAACCCCCACCGUCCGAUCGAGGCUACCACAGCGGUCCCAGCGACUGAGCCCCGUGGCCCACUACUGGCUGGCUCACCCCACACCGGCGACCCGUCCCAGCCGCGGGGUACUGACCCCGGCUCCAGUACAGCGCAUAACUCGACGACCGGCGUCCCACUCUUUUGAGGACCACCCCUCUCACCCAAAUGGGCACUCCUCUCACCCAACAGGGCACCCCUCUCACCCAACAGGGCACUCCUCUCACCCAACAGGGCACUCCUCUCACCCAACAGGGCACCCCUCUCACCCAACAGGGCACUCCUCUCACCCAACAAGGCAACACGAGCACUACACUGACGGUAGUCUUCACAAGGACUCCAAUCACACGGGGCACUGGCCGGGGAUGUCCAAAGGCAAUCACGACGAGCAUGCCAAGCACGCCUUCAGCAAAGACCUGGCGACGAUCGGAAGGCACGCCAUCCACUCACCAUUUCAUUGAAACGGUCAGUGAAAUAAGAGCUGCUUGGAAUGCAAAGAUGGGAAACAGAACGUGAUUGCCGCGGUUAGAGCCGAACGCCGUCAGUUUACUUAUUAGCCAUGGCUUAGUCUGUCGUGAAUCAGCAACUGUCAUACCAAAACAUUGGUGUGGCAUGUUACGCUCUUCAUGCAUGUUAUGCUCGCUACAUACGUUUGUAGGUCUGGUUUGUAGGACAGCAAGGGGGAAGGGGGAUAACACUCGAAAUGCCAUUAUCUUUGCCAAUACAAUAGAAAAU